Molecule: messenger RNA, 2078 nt
Organism: Clupea harengus (Atlantic herring)
Lineage: Eukaryota; Metazoa; Chordata; Actinopteri; Clupeiformes; Clupeidae
Gene: hibadha
Product: 3-hydroxyisobutyrate dehydrogenase a
Biological process (GO): L-valine catabolic process
Cellular component (GO): mitochondrion
Molecular function (GO): 3-hydroxyisobutyrate dehydrogenase activity; NAD binding; NADP binding
Source: RefSeq, a predicted model, not a curated record
AGUCAAAUGAAGGUUUUUUGCAGUCUUGGAGCAGCACCAGUGACCAGCACUGGGGUCAAGGAAACAAGCAUGGCUGCCUUGUUGAGAGGAUCUUGGAAUUCAUUGCGGCGGUGCAGUAAAUAUGCCCACUUGUCACUCGAUUUAUCCAGGUCCAUGGCCUCCAAGACUCCGGUGGGCUUUAUUGGGUUAGGGAACAUGGGAACGCCAAUGGCCAAAAAUCUGAUACGGCAUGGAUAUCCUGUCAUUGCUACGGAUAACUUCCCUGAAUCCUGCAAAGAGCUGCAUGACCUGGGUGCUCAGAUCCUGGACACCCCGGCCGAAGUAGCCGAUAAAGCAGACCGCAUCAUCACCAUGCUACCGUCCAGUCCUAAUGUCAUUGAUGUCUACACCGGCCCCAACGGAAUCCUCAAGCGCGUGAAGAAGGGGACGCUACUCAUUGACUCCAGCACCAUCGACCCCUCUGUGUCCAAAGAGAUGGCUAUAGCUGCAGAGAAGAUGGGAGCGGUGUUCUUGGAUGCCCCAGUGUCAGGAGGUGUUGGGGCGGCCACUGUGGCAAAUCUGACCUUCUUGGUGGGCGGAGCUGAGGAAGAGUUCAAAGCUGCUCAGGAGAUGCUCACCUGCAUGGGAGCGAAUGCAGUGUACUGUGGCCAAGUCGGAGCAGGACAGGCAGCCAAACUGUGCAAUAACAUGCUGCUGGCCAUCGGAAUGAUUGGAACCGCAGAGACUAUGAACCUUGGAAUCAGGUUGGGCCUGGACCCUAAGCUGCUGGCCCAGGUCCUGAACAUGAGCUCUGGACGCUGCUGGUCCAGCGACACCUACAACCCCGUCCCUGGCGUCAUGGAGGGCGUGCCCUCGGCCAACAACUACCAGGGAGGCUACGGCACCACACUCAUGGCCAAGGACCUAGGCCUGGCCCAGACGACGGCCACUAACACGCGCACCCCAGUCCCUCUGGGCUCCAUGGCCCACCAGAUCUUCCGUGUCAUGUGUGCGCGUGGCUACGGCAACAAGGACUUCUCCUCCAUCUUCCAGUUCCUGCGUGAGGAGGAGGGCCAGUAGACGUCCCGCCCGCCUCCCGCCUCCCUCCCCCCUUGUGUGUCACCAUGGACUGCUACGCUUGCUGUUGUUUCCAUCAAUGUAGUUCUUCUCUCUAUGUGCAAUGUCAGUAUGCUGAGAAAUCUCCCUGUUUGAAUUUUGAAUUGGAGGUUGGGAACCACUGUACUGUCAUUCUCUGAAAGCCAGUUUGAUCAAAUCUCUUAAAGAUGAUAGAAACUGUUGAAAAUGGUAGAAAAGUUAAAAAAAAAGGUUCUGAUGAUGAUGAUGAUGUUGAUGGUUAUGUCAUGAUGGAGAUACUGGUCAUGUGCACUCAAGCCUUGUGUCAAGACUCCCUGCCAAGUGUGCAGUCCUCUCACCUGCACUUGUUUACAGUCUCCUGCAGUGUCCCCGGACCCCGGGCCCCCAGGAGGAGACCCUCCACCCCUUUCCUGUGAUCUCUUCAACGAUUUAAGGACCAAAACCCACAUGUUCUGUUACUUUCCUCACACAAAUACACUCAUGUUACCUUGUCUGAGGGGAGGAGGAUGUGAAAGAGCUCAGAUAUGCCUCCUUCUGUUAUUGUUGGGUGCUCACAAUGAAAACAAAACAAGGCGCCGUCGGCUGUGAUCACUGAGAGUGUUCAGGCCAACAGGCUUUAGGCCUCCGUUGGGUGACAUACCUCAACCUAUAACUGUUUCUCUACAGGAACUUCACUGUACCUCAUGGUACUCUUAUACCUCAAUGAUGUCAUCCUCUGUAAUGUUCGGCUGUCUAGCCAUUCCCUCCACCCCCUCACCAUAUCUGGUUCUGCAUGCUUGUAUAUAUCUACACAGGCACAUUUAACCUUGAACCGUCAUUUGUCGGUAUGCAUGUACAUAUGUAUAGUUUGUUGAUUUACUGUAAGAUUCUCAGUUUAGUCAUUUGUAAACCAGUUUUGCUGUGAACUGGUUUUGACUAGAUACAGGUUUAAUAUAACAGCAACCUCAAGAAAGCACUAUUCUACAUUGGGCUGGAAUAAAUUAAAAAAAAAAUGUGACCAACAC